GCAGAAACUCGUAAUUCAAGAACAAGAGACCAAGAUGAUGCAUUGAAGAACUUGAGAAAAAAGAAAGAGAAUUGCCACUUCCCUCGAGAAACUCCCACGUAUGGGAUGAUUACAUCACUCCUCAGUUCAGCUCCAGACAAGGUUCGCUCUCCCCUGCGCAAAACACAUCAAUCAGUUAAGAGAUUUUGCCAGCGAAGUACUAUCACGACGGCAGAUCCAUCUUUCGAACGGAAGGAAAAGCUCAUCCUUUUCGAGGAAGGAAGAAACAAGGGUCCAUCAAUCGUCCAGCCAGCAAACAUGGCUAAACAGGAAGGACAGGCAAAACAGGAAGGAGAAGCCUCCAUUCUUUCUAGCAGAGGUUUCGCUCGCUCGCGCAAAGCUAAACGUGGACAACUUGAAGACGAUGGUGGUAACAUAUCACACACACAAACCACGAUUAGAGAAGCUUACAAACGAUGCUAAUCGCGAGAAGCUUAUAUUGGAAUCCAAUCGCGAAAGCGCGUGGUUCGCCCCAAUGCGCGCAUGGUUUUGUUUUGUUUGCCCAUUGCUCCGGCUGUGCGCACGGUUUGACCGCGCAAUUUCCUGGGAAUAGUUUAGACCCGUGGAAUCGAGCCCGUGAUCUCCUCGUGGUUUAGUUUAGGGCGUGAGCCAAGUUUAAAAUCUCUCUCUCUCUUGUGUAUCGCAUUGUCGUCGUCGUCUUGCGCGAGCGAACUACUACUAUCUCUUUCUUCUCAUAAAUCGCGCCCUUGCAAGCGCGCUCCUUCGCGUUUUGUUUCGUUGCUAGCUACGAUCACUGGCCAGGGCAGCAGGCAUGUGGAAUUCAAUGGAGCGCAAACAAUCCCUCCAGUGGAGCGCGUAGCAGCCAGCAUUGUCCCAUUCGGAUCAUCGCGCGCUCGAUCUACUUUCGAAAUUCUCUCCUCUCUCUCUCUCUCUCUCUCUCUCUCUCCCAGGGCGAAAUUUCGAAAUAUUUCGGGGUUUGAUCGAUCGCCAGGGCGGCAGCGGCAGCGGCGAUGCCGGGGCCAUGGCUUUCUUGGACAAGAACGCUCUCGUGCAAAUCCGACACCAAGGAUGUGGUCUACGAUCCCAAGCACCAGCGGCAUUCUUCCAGGAUCCAGCCAGCGCUGGCGUCGCCGGUGGUCAAUCCAGUUCCAUUCCACGCCAAGGGCAAGAACCCCGGUACCAAAUCUUCCGCGCAGCCUCAGCAUUCCUCGUCCCUGAUCAGUCGAUCGUCGUGCAACUGCUCCAAUCUCAAGGACAUCGUGCACGGCAACACGAGGGUGAUCCACAGGGCGUCGUCGUCGGGGAGUCCACAAUCGAUCAAAGACUCGGCGGAUUUUCUCAACGAGGUCUCGCAAGAUGCCCUGUUCUUGGAAGAUCACGAUAAUCACCACUGCAACAGCGCGUCCCCUUGCGGCGAUGCCCCUUUGCUGCUACCAUCCUCCACGUCCUCGUCAUCGAGCUCGAGCUCCGGCAACCAUCGCCAGGUGCUCGUGGUGUCGCGCAAGAGAUUUGGGGGCUCUUGCAAUGGCUGCAAUGUGCUCGACACCAUGGAUUCCAUGGUGGCGUCGUGCAAGGAUUCGUUGUCCGUGGCCUCCGCGGCGAGCAUGAUCGCUAGGAAUUGCAAUCUCCCGCAUAUCAGCUGCCAGAAAUGCGGGGAUUGCUUCACCAAGAUCGAUGCUCUCGAGCACCAUCACACCAUCCAGCACGCAGUGUCGGAGCUGGGGCGCGGCGAUUCCUCGCGCAACAUCAUCGAGAUCAUCUUCCGCAGCAGCUGGAUCUCGAGCAACAGCUCCAUCGGCCGCAUCGAGCGCGUGCUCAAGGUCCACAACUCCCAGCGCACGCUCGCGCGAUUCGAGGACUACCGCGACAGCGUGAAGCUCCGCGCCAAUUGCAUGGCCCGCAAGAACGCGCGCUGCAUCGCCGACGGCAACGAGCUCUUGCGCUUCUACGGAUCCAGCGUCGCGUGCCCGCUGGGAGCGCACGGAUCCAGCAGCGUCUGCAGCCUCGCGCACUGUUCCAUCUGCCGGAUCAUCCGCUCGGGCUUCGUCUCCAAGAACACCAAGGGGAUUUGCACGACCGCCACGAGCAGUAGCGCUCAUGUGGAGGAGAGCUUCGGUGGCAAUGCGGGCAAGAGGGCGAUGGUCGUGUGCCGGGUGAUCGCCGGGAGGAGCUACCGGACGUCUUGCUCGACGAACGGCAUAGGGGAGAUCUCGGGCUGCCCCAACGGCUACGAUUCGGUGGUGGGCGGGAUUGGAUCCGACGGUGGGAGCUUGGUGGUGUUUAAUCCCAGGGCUGUGCUUCCUUGCUUUGUUGUAAUUUACAAGUGUGGUUAAGUUUUUCUUUUCUUUUUCCCGUUGUAAGAGACUAUUAUCAUUAUCGAAAUAUAAUUAUUAAAGUUAUUA
Molecule: messenger RNA, 2402 nt
Organism: Selaginella moellendorffii
Lineage: Eukaryota; Viridiplantae; Streptophyta; Lycopodiopsida; Selaginellales; Selaginellaceae
Exons: 4
Coding region: 1011-2333 (440 amino acids)
Source: RefSeq, a predicted model, not a curated record